GGAUCUACCGAAUACUCGUAUCGAGUAACGGUCGGUUUUUGACCACAAUAUUCCCCUAUCAUAAGGAACUAGGUCUCUUGGUAAUUACGUUUUUUAUAUGCGUUUUCAUGAGCUACAAAAAUCUACUUGACAUUGGCUUUUUCCGAAUUUCUAUUUAUUUUCUUGCUCCUCGUUGCAAUGAGAUAUUUGUACCUGCAUCCAUUUCUUCUCAUUUAUAAGGAGCACUGCAAGCCUCUACUCACGCUACCAUGUCGUUCAAUUCUUCCGCAGCACUAGCAUGCUCGUCUCUACCUGCACCAAAUGUCUUUGGGGCCGAGAUCUUAUCUUUUGAGGCCAACCAAGUCACUAAUUACACUCGCUCUAUCGGGAUGGGUCUAUAUUUGAAUCAUGGAGCUGUCGAUAUUCAAGCAGCCAGCUUUUGCAAUGUUUCUGUAGCUUAUACUCAUCCCGGUACUAAUGAUACAGUCAAUGUACAAGUCUACUUGCCAUCUACAGAAUGGAACGGUCGAAUGCAAGCCAUUGGAGGCAACGGCUGGCAGGCUGGCCUGAACUACGUGUCCUCAGCGGGCAUGGCAGCAGCAAUGGGCGAAGGCUAUGUAUCUUUGUCUACUGAUGCUGGUCUUGGAACUGCUGAUGACGCCUCUUGGGGUCUUCUAAGUCCGGGAAACCCUAAUCGUUAUCUUAUGCAAAACCUUGCGUCAACAUCUCUCAACGACCUUUCAAUCAUUGGGAAGAACCUCACGAAUAGUUAUUAUGGUACACCUCCGGUUUAUUCGUACUGGACGGGCUGCUCUCAAGGCGGCCGUCAAGGCAUGAUGCUUGCCCAAAGAUUUCCUGAGGCUUUUGACGGAAUCGUAGCUUCUGCGCCAGCCAUCAAUUGGAGUAAGAUGUUUGUGGCAGAUUUAUGGGCUGCAGUCGUAAUGAAUACCAUGAAUAUCUACCCCCGCAUGUGCGAGAUGCAAGCGAUUACAAAAGCAGCCAUUACAGCUUGUGAUGGUAAUGACGGCCUUGUCGAUGGAAUCAUCGCAGAUCCUGAUUCCUGCGAUUUUGAUCCAACAACUUUAAUCGGCACCACCAUUAACUGCACUGAAACCGGUAAAAAUUUCACCAUUUCUUCUGGAGCUGCCUAUCUUACCCAGGCUAUGUGGGAUGGUCCUAAAAAGUCAGACAACAGUUCUCUUUGGUUUGGUUCAAAGAUAGGUACUGCUUUAUCAACCACCGAUACCUCUGCAGGAGGAUCACUUGCUCUUACGACAUGUUCAGAUAACGGAACUUGUACGGCAGAUCCAAUAUCUCUUCUAACCCCAUGGAUAGCAAAGUUUGUUCGCAAAGACGACAACGCCGACGUCUCGAACCUAACGCGCAAGGAAUUUGACCAUCUUUACCAUGCUUCCGUAAAUGAGUGGUCCUCUAUCAUAGAUACUAAUGAUCCAGAUCUUUCGGAAUUCCGUGAUCGUGGAGGAAAGCUUCUCAGUUACCACGGACUGGCUGAUGGUAUUAUCACUCCCAACUCAACCAUGAGCUACUACGAUUCCGUCACCGCGCUCGACCCAACAGUACACGAUUAUUAUAGAUUGUUUAUGUCUCCAGGUCUCGGUCACUGCCUUGGUGGAAGCGGUGCUUACCCAUCCGACACUUUUGAUACCAUGCGCGCUUGGGUAGAGAACGGUACUAUCCCAGAUACUAUGAACGCUACCUUCCCUUCCAAUACGGCUGUAAAGCGUACUCUCUGUCCAUAUCCGCUUAAGCAAACACACGAUGGUGUUGGAAAUACUACUGCGAACGAGGGGUUCUCAUGCCAGUAAAUCCUACAAGGUGUCAGGUCGUGUUGUUUUCUUUUCUGGGAUAUAUUUCAUUAAUAAUUUCAUUUCAAUCUAAUUAUUUUCAACGCUUAGCUAUACUUCGAAGUUGGCUUCUAGAACUUUUAUCUUCUCACAUAAAUGUAUUAUUGAGAGAAACUUAGGUAGCUAUAGAAUGUAAAAUCCAAUUUCA
Molecule: messenger RNA, 1992 nt
Organism: Botrytis cinerea B05.10
Lineage: Eukaryota; Fungi; Ascomycota; Leotiomycetes; Helotiales; Sclerotiniaceae
Exons: 2
Coding region: 249-1805 (518 amino acids)
Source: RefSeq, a predicted model, not a curated record